Messenger RNA from Paralichthys olivaceus (Japanese flounder), 1374 nucleotides. RefSeq names its product olfactomedin 4, tandem duplicate 2 (gene olfm4.2). The record is from RefSeq and is a predicted model, not a curated record. Lineage: Eukaryota; Metazoa; Chordata; Actinopteri; Pleuronectiformes; Paralichthyidae. Gene Ontology annotation, biological process: signal transduction.
AUGCUGCCAAUUCUGCUGCUGCUGAUUCCAGUCCUCAGUCCUGCUUUGGCCUGGAUUCCAGUGGAGGAUUGGGAGUCUGGCAAUGUGACUGCAUCUGUGGGUGACUCGGGUCAGUGCGUUUGUCACGUGUAUGUGCCAGACACCACCUUCCCCGCCGACCGGGUGCAGCACAUGCAACAAGUCAGCAAAGAUCUGAUCCUAGAAGUGGAAAUCCAAAUGGACAAGAUGGUGAGCUAUGAAGGAAAACUGGAGAUCUAUCUGGAAGAACUGAUGGGUCUGACAGAUAGAGUGGCCAUGUUGCAGAGCAGCAGCAACAAGUACAUCAAACUGGACUUUGAGUUGCUCAGGAACGAGCUCCGAGAGUUUGACACUCUGGUGUCGCAGCUCAGAGACUCCGUCAACUCCUCCUCACCCCUGUUCGACAGCCUGUACACUGAGAUUCAUAACAUGACGCUCAUUGUAAAUCAACUGGAGACCUACGACAAGAGCAACCUGGACAUGAUCCGUAUUGAGUUUGCCAAGCUACAGAAGAAGUUGGAGGAGUGCCAGAAGGACCAGGAGUUCUUCAAGCCAGAUAUUGGCAACUGCAACCACACAGGAAUCAUGAACAUCAGCAAACCCAUGGUGGUGCAAAUUAACGCUCAUUUGAGUGCAGAUUACCAAUAUGGAGGCUGGGGGAAAGACUCCAAACCUGUCCAAGGCUAUGAGUCCAUGUUCUUCUAUGGUGCAUACAGCACUUCCCAUGUGUAUGACUUCUAUUUUUACUCCGACUACAAGAAGCUGAUUCUGAGGUCUGCAUUCAAACACCAUAGCCUAUCAUACGGGUGGCGAGGUACUGGUAACAAUUACAUUGUUCACAGGAACACUGUAUACUACCAGAACAACUCGCCUUUCAGUAUGACCAAGCUGAAUCUGACAAGUUCCGAAUACGACCACAAACUUAUUCCAGCUGCCAGUAAGAAGUACUCAUACAGAUACGCAGAUAACCAGAACCUGGACUUUGCAGCAGAUGAAAAUGGCUUGUGGGUAAUGUAUGCCUCAGAGGAGAGCAUGGGUAACAUCGUCCUCGCCAAGCUAGAUGAGGAAUCAUUCAGCAUCGCGGGUGUGUGGAACACUAGUGCGUUCAAGCAGCUGGCUGGCAACGCUUUUAUGGCGUGUGGAGUCAUGUAUGCCACCAGGCCGGUGGAUCUGAACACAGAGGAGAUCUUCUAUUCGUUAGACACAAAGACCAGGGAGGAGAAGCAGCUCAACAUUCGCUUCCAGAAGUUUCAGGAGAAAUACACCAACCUGGACUACAACCCCACUGAGCAGAAGCUCUACAUGUACAACAAUGGCUACUAUGUGUCCUACAAUGUGAGGUUUAACAGUGAAUGA